AAAAAAAGCCUCUAUCCGCGUAUAAUAUGUUUAUGAGAACUGAACUUCCUAAAAUCAAAGCCGAGAAGCCUGGCCUCGAUCACAAAGAAGCUUUUAAACUUGUCGCUAAAGCCUGGGCCUUGUCAGCCGAAAAUCCCAAGAACAAAAAGCAAGAAUGA
This is a messenger RNA of Racocetra persica, 158 nucleotides long. NCBI's taxonomy places the organism in Eukaryota, Fungi, Glomeromycota, Glomeromycetes, Diversisporales, Gigasporaceae. The record is from the annotation of a GenBank genome assembly.